This is a messenger RNA of Cornus florida, 1089 nucleotides long. RefSeq lists its product as uncharacterized. Lineage: Eukaryota; Viridiplantae; Streptophyta; Magnoliopsida; Cornales; Cornaceae. The record is from RefSeq and is a predicted model, not a curated record. The coding region runs from base 1 to 1089 and encodes 362 amino acids. The transcript is spliced from 2 exons.
AUGAGAGGGCUCGAUAGACAAGCAAUGCAAAAGGAAGUUAUGGCUUGGUUGAGUAGUUCCUCUAUUUUUUUAUGUGGUUUGGUAGAGACCAGAGUUUUAAUUACAAAGUUCAAGAGUAUUACAGAUAGGAUAAGGAAUAACUGGGAUUGGACUAACAACUAUAAUGCUGAUAGUGGUGGCCGUAUAUGGUGUGGUUGGGAUCCCAUGAAGAUUGAGGUUACAGUAAUUAUAUCUAAGGAUCAAAUGAUUCUGUUACAGGUGGUGAUUCGAGGAACUGUUACAAAGUACAAUAAUGAAAAGAAGGGAGGUAGAAGACAUCCACCCAGAGUUUUUGCUGAUUUUAAUAAUACAAUUGAUAAAUUGUACUUAACUGAUAUGCCCACAGCUAAUGGUGUUUUUACCUGGUGUAACAAGAGAUACAUCAAUAGAAGGAUUUAUGCUAAAUUAGACAGAGGUUUAAUGAAUGAAGAUUGGGCUCUUACUUAUCCAGAUUCGCACGUAUUAUUAACACCUCCUUUGACCUCAGAUCAUUGGGGAUUAUGUGUUAAAGUGCCUGUGAACAUUGCCUCAGGUCCUAAACCUUUUAGGUUUUUGUUGAUUUGGAAUAAGCAACCUGCUGUCAAGGACUUGGUAGCUACUUCUUGGGGUAAACAAUUUAAGGGUGACCCAAUUGCAAAAUUAAUGUUCAAGUUAAAGCUUUGCAAACAAGCUGUGAAACAGUGGAACACAGAGAAAUUUGGAUCAGUUUAUGUUGAAGUGAUAUCAUGCAGGAAGAAGUUAGCUGAGAUUCAAGGUGUUUUAGCUGAUGACCCAAUGAAUGAGGAUGUUAUACACAAAGAGGAUGAAUGUAGAUUAAAUUUGGAAUUGGCAAUUUCAAAUGAAAAUAUUAUUCUCUCUCAGAAAUCAAGGAUUAGAUGGGUGAAAGAUCAAGAUAGAUGUACUAAGUUCUUUUUUCAAAAAAUUAAGCAGCAUAAGGCAAAUAGUAAUAUGACAACAUUACAAGAGGGAGGAACUACUAUUACUGAUCCUAAUGUUAUUAGCCAGAGGUUUGUUGAGUAUUUUCAGAGAGCUUAUGCAGGGGGUGUAUAG